Mesocricetus auratus (golden hamster) is the source of this 2382-nucleotide messenger RNA. RefSeq names its product T cell immunoreceptor with Ig and ITIM domains (gene Tigit). The record is from RefSeq and is a predicted model, not a curated record. Gene Ontology annotation, molecular function: signaling receptor binding. Gene Ontology annotation, biological process: negative regulation of interleukin-12 production; positive regulation of interleukin-10 production; negative regulation of T cell activation. The transcript is spliced from 4 exons. Gene Ontology annotation, cellular component: cell surface. NCBI's taxonomy places the organism in Eukaryota, Metazoa, Chordata, Mammalia, Rodentia, Cricetidae. The coding region runs from base 1293 to 2186 and encodes 297 amino acids.
AACUGAUCUGAGACAGAGAACCCUGCAUGCAGAGGAGAAGGACAGAGGCCUAGUCACUGAGAAUGGUUUAUGCCUUGGUGGAAUGGGCAGGACACAGGGCUUUGAAUGUCUCCCCUGCUGGGAGUGCAGAUUUUCAGUACAACGUGGGACAUGGCUGAUACAGCUCUGUCAAGAGCCGAGGCAAGAGGUAAGUGUACCCCCUCCAUCUCCUCUCCCCAAUGGCUUUUCAGAGACCAAGCCUUGUCAAUGAUUAGAGUGCUAACUGAUACUUGCUCACUCUUGUGUCUAGAGAGCCUGAAGCUCGCUGGGCACUCGGGAACUUUUAAAUGGAGGGAAUGAGGGAGGAAGGAAAAGUGUUCUUGUUUCACUUCUGUUGCUGCUGCCCUGACAAAAAGCAACUUAGAAGAGAGUUUGUCUUAGAUCACAAUGCCAGGGUUACUGUCUGUUACCAUAGCAGAGACAAGGAGGCAGGAACCUGAAGCAGCCGUUGACAUCAUUUCCACGGUCAAGAGCAGAGGGAAGCAGAUGAAUGCGUGUCUAAUAGUCAUCUGGCUCUCUGUUCUUACAUAGUCCAGGACCCUCGGGGAAUGGGGCUACCACUUUCAGGCUUGGUCCCCCCACAUCAAUUAAGGCUAGCAACAGGCCAACCUGAUCUAGAUAGUCCCUCACUAAGAGGAAAUAGAUAGGUCAACAGUUGGGCCUAGUGAGUAGAAAGAGUUUUAGAUAAGCAUGACUAAUGCCUUUCCUGGUCACCUCUGGGGCUCACUCUGCUAUAUUUCAACUCUCCUAGAGUCAACAGCUUGCAGGAAAACUUACUGUUGUUGUACUCUCAGCUAAUUCUAUUGCAUUAGGGGAGCUGGCCAUCGAUGCACGUAAAGGCAAGCCUGGGUAAUAAUAGCACAAAAAGAGGAAGAGUUAAGGAGAGGCUCUCCUUGAAGAGAGAGUAGCUGCUUGUCCAGGGCCUUUGUCUCACCCAUGGAUUAUCCCUAGCUACUAGAGUCUAAAUCCAGUGACAGUCCCGUAAGUGCCCACACUGGUUUCUCUUGUGGCUGCACAUUCUUCAGCAAGGCAAUGUCAGGGGGCCUGACUCAUCAGAAAUAGUUCCUCAGAAUCCUGCGUAUCACCAGGUGCCCGUGGGUGCUUUACACAAAAGCUGCUGUCUCAAGAAGCGCAUCAAGAUAACGUAAAAACAACAGAUUGACGGCAGUCACCGGAGAGCCAUACACCUCUAACCACACAUUUUGUUUAUUUUUCACGGUGUUUCCUUUACGGCCUUUCUUGUGGCUCGCCCUAUGCAGUUUGUGUACUUGCCAAGAGCAUUAUCUGUUUUAACGCUGCUCUUACCUAACUCAGUUUUUCCGAGACCCUCUUCUCACAGGCUUAGUUUCGCCUCACACCUGCAGCGGGCCAGUUUUCAGUCAGAGGGGAGGCCACAUCUGCUUCCUGGGCGCCCUCUGGUCAGAAGCAUGUAUGGCUGGCUGUUGCUGACCUGGGUCCAGGGGCUGAUACUGGCUGCCUUCCUCGCUUCAGGAGCCACAGCAACUAUGAUAGAGACAAACAGGAACAUUUCCGCAGAGGAAGGAGGUUCUGUCAUCUUACAGUGCCUAUUCUUCUCCAACACUUCUGAAGUGACUCAGGUCAACUGGGAGCAGCAGGACCAGCUUCUGGCGGUUUACAGUGCUGACCAGGGGUGGCAUGUCUCUUCAGUCUUCAGUGAGCGUGUGGUUCCAGGCCCCAAACUAGGCCUCACCUUCCAGUCACUAACAAGGAAUGACACGGGGGAGUACUUCUGCACCUAUCACACCUAUCCUGAUGGGAUUUUCAAGGGGAGAAUAUUCCUGAAGGUCCAAGAAAGCUCAGCGGCUCAGUUCCAGACUGCAUUGCUUGGAGGAGCCAUGGCGGCUGUGCUGGGACUCAUCUGCCUAAUGAUCACAGGGGUGACUGUACUAGCUAGAAAGAAGUAUCUCAGACUCCAGUCUAUGGAAAGUGGCCUUGGGAGAAUGGCAGCUGAGCCACAGGAAAUGAGCCUCAGGAUUCUCUCGUCCCCCGGAGGCCCUGUCCAGACAGAAGCUGCCCCUGCUGGCUUCUGUGUAGAGGAAGAUGACUAUGCUGAACCACGAGACUACUUCAAUGUUCUGGGCUACCGAAGCCUAGAGAGCUUCAGCGUCCUAGCGAAGACUGUCUGAGGACGGUUUUAUCCCACCCUGCCUCCCUCUCUCCCUGUCCCUGUGUGUGUUUGUGUGUCUGUAUCUGUCUGUGGUUAGUGAAGGGAAGGCAACUUCUUUUCAAGUUCACCUCUUCUACCCUUCUCUUCAAUUUCUCUGUGAUAGACCCAAGGUACACAGCUUGUGACAUGAUUAUAAAUGGAAAUUUGAAAAUUAA